Molecule: messenger RNA, 3551 nt
Organism: Lymnaea stagnalis (great pond snail)
Lineage: Eukaryota; Metazoa; Mollusca; Gastropoda; Lymnaeidae
Source: the annotation of a GenBank genome assembly
UGAGAACAAAAAGGGGAAUUACUCUAUGUUUUAUUGCAAUUUAUUCCGAUCAGAGGAGCAGUGCAUAAAUUUAAAUAUUUUUAUUUCAUCGACUUGAAUUGAAAUCCUAAUUGGUAAUUUUAGCGAAGAUUUUUUUCUAUGGAUAUAUUUGAGGCACACAACGAAGGACCUGGUUUCGUUGGAAUUCGUUUUUGUAAAGAAUGGUAGGAUGUUUUGGUUGUUAAAUAUUUUUUUCUAGACCUCUGCCUCUGUUUUUAUUUAUUUAUUUGUUUUUGUAUUUCAACACACACAACUCUGGUAGCUGGUGGUUUUGCGUGUGUAUUCGGAUGUAUAACUGCAGUUAAGUAGGUCUAAGCUAAUGAUGAUCAAAUGAAAAUAGUAAUAAAUAGGCUAGGUCUAAUUCAAUCUUAUUUACCAUAAUUAAGGCCGGAAAGGCCUAAGCCUAAACUUAAACUCAAAUAUAAAUAAAUAAUUGUCAGUAAUUGUCGCAAUUAAAUUGACCAAAACCUCCAUAAAUCAUAAGUAAAAAUAAAGUUUAAAAAUUAACCAACUUUCUAGUUGAAAAAAAAACUUGUGUCAAAAGUAUUUAAUGUUUUACAAAGAAAAAAGAUCAUCCGAAAACUGUUUGAAGUGUUUGUUCAUCAUAUUAUAUAUACCAGAAAUGUUUCUAAUUUUACUAUUACUUUUGUAGAAUUGAACAUAUUUCUUUUUCAUGUAAAUGUCCAGAGUAUCUAGAAUUGGUUGAAAUGAAGUACCCUUAAGUAUCAUCAAUUAUUAGCGGUCAUGUACAAGGCUGGCGUACAAAUAUCUCGUGCAUAAUAUUAAUAUCUCACGCAACUUUGUUACAGCGAUCAUGUGACUUGGUCGAAUAUAUAUAUAUAAUAGCUGGACGAAUAUCUCGGGAACUUAUUCGUCCGGUCGCCAGACAUAUAGAUACGUCGUAUAGAAUAUUAAAGAUAAAGGGAAUUAGGCUAAAAAUAAUUUUAGUAGGCCUAUGACCUAUAGAAUAACCCAUAAGUAUAACUUUAAGUAUUAAGGAUGACCAUUCAUAUGUUUUUACCAGUACAGAACUGGUUCUGGGACAUUUGACUUAGUAAAUCAUGACUUAAAUCAUGAGUUGUAGACAGUGGGUUAAAGACUACAAUAUAAAAAUGGUGGCCGUGGGAAAACAGGGUGGCGCUGAUUGCGUAAAUUGACCAAAUUAUUAAUUUGACAAAAGAUCAAGUAAAUCAGGUAUCUAUUAUUACCAAAAUAUCUAGGCAUAAAUAAAUGAAACAACUUUAACAAAUAUAAUUCAUCCAAAUUAGCAUCUUGAUAAUUUUUUUUUUUCAAAAGAAAGCAUCACAUAAAGAAGAGUUCUUCAUGUAGCCACAAAUAAAUUUUUAUUUUUGAUACCCAUGGCGCAUGGCGCCAAAACAAUAUUUAAUGCCCUGGUUAAAAUUUUAAGAUAUUAUUUUAAAUUUGGAAUAAUAAAAAAAAACCUUCUCCUUAGCCAUAAGUUAGAAGAAUAAGACCUGACUUGCACAAAAAACUAUUUGACAGCUACUUAAAAAUUUAUGCCACAGUACCAUUUUUAUUGGCCACAUAGUGCCUGGUGAUUUUGAAGGACCUAUGGAACUUGAUUUUUAAACAGUUUUAUCUAUAUUUGACAUGAAAUAUUGACAACUCUACCACUCACUAUUAUUGGAUUGACCCUUACCUUCUUCCCCUAAAAAAUGAACUCUGAGGGUUCAAGUUCAAUUAUAAUAUUUAAUAUUAUGUAGGCAUAUUUUAAAUGUGUUCGAUUCUGUUAAAUUAAGUAAUGGUACAAGUUAUCAAUUUCAUUGUCAUGUAGCCGUAGCCCCUGGGGACUCCUGGUAUAAGCUUUAAGAAGUUUAUGCUGGGAAUAUGAGUAAGGUCUUUCAAAUUUAUGAUCUUAGGGCCCAUAAUAAAAUCAUAUUGUAUAUUCUUUAUCCCUUUAAACUGUAUGAUAAUUUGAUAUUAGUGAUAUGGAUUUUUAAAAAUUAAGUCCUUAAUAGUUUCAUCAUUUCAUCUUAGUAUACAGGUGCUAGACAUUUUAGAAGCAUUCUAACACAUUUCAAAAAAUUUUAUUAGUGAUGUUGAAUCAUAUAAUUUAUAUGGAUGUUCUUAUGACAGUAUUAUGCACUUAAUAAUACACUAUCAUUUGCAGCAACAAUAUGCUGUACCCUAAAGAAGACAAGGAAAACAGAAUUCUAUUGUAUGCAGUGAGUCCGAAAAAAUUAUUUCACUUCAAACUAUAUUAUCUUUUAUAUAUUUUUUUUGUAGGUUUUGAAAAAUCGCUUGCAUUAAAAUUCUUGAAUAUUUUGAUAAAACUAUGUUUAAAGAGUCAGUCCAGUACAGGAGGAACACUUUACUUUUGAAAAAAAAACUAAUAAUAAUUUAUUUUGUAUUUUUACCUAGUGUCGGAAUUGUGAUUACCAACAAGAAGCAGAUAAUAGGUGCAUUUAUGUCAAUAAAAUUAUGCACGAGGUUGAGUAAGUAUUUUUGUUGUGGUACAACAGCACUUUGCCAUUGUACCUUUAAUGCUCAUUGUUACAUUUUUAAAAAAGCCUAUUUAAAUAGACUACGAGUAUUUGAAAUAUUGUCACAAGUAUAAAGUAAUGACAGUAAUUUUGAGUACCGGGUAAUCAAAGUUUAGGAUAAGGGCAUCCAUUUUUAAAAAAUAAAAAUGCUGUCAUUUUUCACUUAGACAACCCUCUCCUUAUUAACCAAAGUACUUGGUUCACUCCUUUUUCUGUUUAACUAGUCUGGAUGUCAAUCUUUUAAUGUAGUGUAUAUGUAGUGUUAGCCCAAGGAAUUUAGCCCUCAGAAGCAGCAUUAUAUUUUCAAUCCCUAUAUUUGAUGUUUUCUAAUGUGAUAUAAUAAUUUCAUUCCACCUGUUUUAGAAAUUGUUAAAAAAAUGUUUAUUUUAGAAGCUUUUCCUAUUUCUGUUUUAAAAACAUUAUCAGAAAUUGGUUUACACACAAACUUUUUUAAUAAAUCUUGUGAUAUUCAUAUACAUUAAAUUUAAUAACAACAUUAAUUCAGUUAUUUGACCCGAUAGCAUUUUCAUCCAUUUGUUUUAAAACAGUGAGCUCACACAAAUAGUUGGAGAUGUAGUUGCUGACCCAACAUUGCCUAGAACAGAGGACCACCCCUGUCCAAAAUGUGCCCACAGAGAAGCUGUUUUCUUUCAGUCACACAGCACUAAGGCUGAAGUAAGCUAAUUUCAAAAUAUACAAGAGCUAUUUGGAAUAAGUACAGUACUAAAAGUUGAUGAGAUUAAUUUUUAUAUGGUGUUUUAAGAACAAACAAAAAUGUUAAGGUCUUUAUAUUCCAGUUUUCUAUUUCCUCAACAGGAAGGUAUGCGGCUAUACUAUGUUUGUACCAACACUCAAUGUAUGCAUCGAUGGACAGAAUAGUUUUUUUAUAGUUGAAAUUAAAUGAAAAAUGUAUGUGACAGAAAGAAUUUUAAAUGGCUUAAAUAGAAAUAAAAUGUAUUUCACCAUUUAUAUUGUCUCGUUUUACUACUAUUAGAAAGCAUUUUAGCU